GGCCCCAAUACCAAUAGUUGUAGCACCUCCAGAAAGCCCGAGUGGUCUCAGUUUCAUUUCUUCCAAUACUCUGAAACAGAAAUUCCCAUAUUUAGAAAUAAAUAAACAGCGCCAGCAGUUUCCGAGUCCCCCUCGUCUUUUGGAGCCGUACCAUUCAUUUCAUCCUCUCUGCCCGUUGCAGAUAUGGAUUGCUCUGUUGGCCAAGGCUUGUACCCAUUACACCGCUGCAAAACUAUUCACCUGGUAAGGCAUGCUCAAGGAUUUCACAAUGUUGCUGGUGAAAAGGACCACAGAGCAUACUUGUCUCCAGAACUUUUUGAUGCCCAACUCACACCUCUGGGUUGGAAGCAGGUAGAUAAUCUUCGUAAGCAUGUUCAUUCAACUGGACUGUCCAAGAGGAUUGAAUUAGUCAUCUGCUCCCCUUUGUUAAGGACUAUGCAAACAGCAGUAGGAGUUUUUGGUGCAGGAAGUUACAAAGACGGAAUAGAUGUUCCUCCACUUAUGACUGAAAAUGCUGGGAAUAGUAGCCGACCAGCAAUUUCAAGUCUGAACUGCCCUCCAUUCAUAGCUGUGGAACUUUGUCGAGAACAUUUGGGAGUUCAUUGGUGUGAUAAAAGGAGAAGCGUAAGCGAGUAUACGACUCUUUUUCCUGCAAUUGAUUUUUCACUGAUUGAAAGUGAUGCUGAUGUAUUGUGGGAGGCUGAUGUCCGAGAACCAAAUGACAAAGUUGCAGCUAGGGGGAUGGAAUUCUUGAAAUGGUUGUGGACACGGAAGGAAAAGGAGAUCGCAAUUGUUACCCAUAGUGGCUUCUUGGUUCAUACACUAAGUGCAUAUGGAAAUGACUGUCAUCCAUCCGUUAAGAGUGAAAUAUGCACACCAUUUAGCAAUUGUGAACUUCGCUCCAUGGUUAUUGUUGACAGAAGCAUGAUUGGGUCAGAUUCUUCAACAACUAAUUAUCCAGGCAAAAUUCCAAGCGGAACUGAUGUUCCAAGUGAUGAUGCUAGUGAGGAGCAUCCUGCCGGGUCAGCCAAGUAGGAUUUGAUUCUUUGGAGUACUAGACAAAUUACUAUUAAUGCUUAGUUCUAUCAGGCUCGUCAGAAAUCUCAGGUUUUAGAAAAUAUCAUACUUGGCAAGGACCUCCUGCUCCACGGAUUCAUUUUCUUACUAUCAUUUUGCUUUGAUGACUCAAAAGAGUCAAAAGAUUGUUAGAGCCCAUUUUGUUGUGGCCAAAUCUUUGGCUUGUUGGGUUGAAGAUUUAUGAAUACCCUAAAAUCAUUACCUGAUC
This is a messenger RNA of Coffea eugenioides, 1285 nucleotides long. RefSeq names its product phosphoglycerate mutase-like protein 1. Bases 184 to 1035 code for a protein of 283 amino acids. Gene Ontology annotation, molecular function: phosphatase activity. The transcript is spliced from 10 exons. The record is from RefSeq and is a predicted model, not a curated record. Lineage: Eukaryota; Viridiplantae; Streptophyta; Magnoliopsida; Gentianales; Rubiaceae. Gene Ontology annotation, cellular component: cytoplasm.